Messenger RNA from Gadus macrocephalus (Pacific cod), 3080 nucleotides. It is a transcript of the gene dcdc2b, whose product is annotated as doublecortin domain containing 2B. Bases 864 to 2354 code for a protein of 496 amino acids. The transcript has 17 exons. Gene Ontology annotation, biological process: intracellular signal transduction. NCBI's taxonomy places the organism in Eukaryota, Metazoa, Chordata, Actinopteri, Gadiformes, Gadidae. Gene Ontology annotation, cellular component: microtubule; microtubule organizing center. The record is from RefSeq and is a predicted model, not a curated record.
GCUUCGCUCCAACUCAAAGAGGUCCCCUGCAGCACCACCCGGCCCAAGAUGUUCCGCUAACACAAGAAGCCCUGCGUCUCCAUAGAAGCACCUUGUCUAUGGAGUUGCUGUGGCUCCAACAGGCCAUCGGCAGCAGGAAAAAGUACUUGUCACUGAAACAGUGGCUGUCUGCUACCUGACACAAGAUGGAACCAAGUCACCGGAACUACACAUCAUCCUUUCCGAAUAAUAUGUGUGUGUAUGUGUGUGUGUAUGUGUGUGUUGAUUGAACAAUAAAGACGCUGUUUUAUAAAUGCUGAAUCUGAAAUAUUUUUUGCACAAAUGUUUGUGUUUCAUAAGGAAUUGGACAUAACCUCUGUAUCUCAUGUUGCUAUGCAACAAAAUCAUAUUAUCAGUGUAGCAUAUAACACAUUGAGUUAGUAAUCCUAAUAAUUCAAAGUCUUGUAUGUGCAUUGUAAACCCAUAUAGUUUAGUUUAUUUAUGAAUUAAACCCAAAAUUCUAAGUUGAGUUUUAUACAUGCACAUAUAGAACACCACAGUCAUCCAGACUUACCUUUCUUAAAAAAAAGGCUAAGGAUGUGUGAUAGGUUUGUUAUCUUUUUUUCUCUCCUACAUACACACUCUCAAUCUCUCAUUCUCUUGUUCUCUCUCUCCCUCUGGCUUUUGUUGUGGUUGCGGCCGCUGAUGGUUUGGCCCACAAAGCCAGUCUUUGCUGGCCCUGCUGCCAUGGCAACCAGGAAAUACUCAACAGUCGUCAGUGGGGUGGUGUGUGCCCGUGUCUAUGUAUAUGUGUGUGUGUAUUCGUGGGAGCAGGAGAGACUCCGAGAGAUAGGAGCCUGGCGUGUCCAGACAGACCACAAUAGAUGGCAGAAGGUACCAGCGGAGGGACAUCCCUCCUCCCCCCAGUGAAGAGCGUGGUGGUCUACAGGAACGGAGACCCCUUCUACUGCGGGCGAAGGUUUGUGGUCAACCAGCGACAGGUGGCCACCAUGGAAGCCUUCUUAAACGAGGUGACCCACAACAUAGGGGCUCCCCUGGCCAUCCGGAACCUGUACACCCCCCGGCAGGGUCACCGGGUGGGCCACUUCCAGGACCUCCACACCGGAGGGCACUAUGUCGCUGCUGGCUUUGAGCGCUUCAAGAAAUUAGAUUACCUGAAUACAGGAUUGAAAAAAACUUUCGUUGCCCGUGAAGGAACUCAGGCAAGAGUAAACCAGAGGCCCAACGUCUCAGCCAAAUGGAGAAAGUUCAUACCAAUACCUUGCAUCAUACAUGUUUUCCGUAAUGGUGACCUGCUGUGUCCACCGUUCCGGUUCAUCAUCCCCCGCAGCAUGCAGCAUGACCUGGAGCAGGUCCUCCGCAUGGUCACUGAGAAGGCCAGCCUACGGACUGGGGCGGUACGCAGGUUGUGUUCUAUGGAUGGAGCCACCGUGACCAUGGGGGAAAAGCUGGAGACGGGCCAGUGCUACGUCGCCGUGGGAACCGAGAGGUUCCGGAAGCUUCCGUACGUCGAGUUGUGGCUUUCAAAAGUGCAGAGAAAUAAACGGAUGGAAAAAAGAGCUGAGAUGAUGAAGCCAGCAACUGGUCCUGUGGACAGGUUCAGUGACUUCGCUCUCCUGGAUUCCCCGCUGGCCGACGGUCGCAGGGUGAAGUCAUCGGGGGACGAGGCCACGGAGGCCGGAAACCCCCCAGCGAAUCAGGGCAGGGUAAUUGCUGAGGAUCCCGUCAGGAUCAAUAGGGACCGGGGACAACCCAGGGUACCGGUCCGCAACAGACCAGAGCAGACCAACGGCUUGCACUACAAGGCAGGCAGGAGGCGCAGGGAGGAGGUGCGAGGAGCCCAGGAGGUGCCGGAGGAUGAGAACACCCACACAGAGCUUCCUGUGGACCAGAUAGUAGCAGAAGUGGUGGAGGAUGAAGAGAAAAGCCAUGAUGCUGAUGUUCAGCCUCAGAACAACGAGAAGCUAAUAAAUGGAAAGAUGAUGACAACAGAUGGCUCACCAGAGCCCCUCAGAUCAAGCACGCCCCCGCAAAGAGAUUCCAGCAUACAGUUUCAAAAUGAAACUCAACUAUACCAGAAGCACCCAGAGCUCAGGGUGACCAACAUGAACAAAGUGCAAGAAGUUGAGCAGCACAAAGGCCCCCAGGCUGAUCUCGGGCAAGAACAAACGGCUGCCAUCCCAAGGGUGUCUUCCUCCACAUCCCUGGCCUCAAGAAGUGGACAGGUCGAAGAGAAAAACAGGGCAGUGGAAGGAUACGGAUCAAGUCCACAAUCCCCAAACUCAAAGGAGUCUUUACCAAAGUCCCAAGCGGACAUAAUGGAAACAUCCGAUGCACCAGUGACCAAAAACUGAGGUCCUAUCAACCAAAUAACUACCUAAAAUGUACUGUGUGAAUAACGAUGACUACUGAGUGCAAAGUAUGAGCCGUAUACCUACAACGACCUACACUGGUUAACGAAUAUUCAUGUCUGUGUGAAGUACAUCUAAAACACAAUACUGUGUGAGACCAAUGACUUUAUGUUACAACUGUGACGCAGCUAUUGACUGGGAAAUAGAGAGUUGCUGAAUAUUAAUUUAUUACAUUAUACAUUCAUAUAUAUUAAACAAAAUGCAUACAGAAUGCCCAAAUAACCUUUUUAUGGAAAUAAACAACUAUUCAGCAGGGCCCACCACAUAGCAAAAGCAAAAAAUAUAUAUAAAAAAUAUACCUAUGUUAUGUAAAUUGUUCAUUUCACCAUGCUUGCGUUUGCUCUCAACACUAACGGUCACAGAUCACAGCGGACACUAGUAAGACAGUAAGACAGCCCCCGUGAAAAGGCAAUGACAGUUUGUUUGUUCGCGUUCAACCAUCACCCUUUUUGUAUGUGGUUUCUAUAGUGUCUGUAUAGAUGCCAGUAAAGGCGUUCAGUGCCGUAAAGUACAAGUUAACGAGCAGGAAAUUCUAUUCAGGGGCUGUAAAUCUGCUUCAGCGCUGAAGUGAACCCUAUGUGAACCCAGGGCUCAGCCUAUUUAACAGGAGGAGUGGGCCAGGGCUUAUACCCUAGUCUUUGAUUCUUUUUUUGUAUUUCAUCCUAAUAC